Messenger RNA from Larimichthys crocea (large yellow croaker), 2365 nucleotides. RefSeq names its product 3-hydroxybutyrate dehydrogenase, type 1 (gene bdh1). Gene Ontology annotation, cellular component: intracellular membrane-bounded organelle. The record is from RefSeq and is a predicted model, not a curated record. Gene Ontology annotation, molecular function: oxidoreductase activity. The transcript has 5 exons. NCBI's taxonomy places the organism in Eukaryota, Metazoa, Chordata, Actinopteri, Sciaenidae. The coding region runs from base 10 to 1095 and encodes 361 amino acids. Gene Ontology annotation, biological process: steroid metabolic process.
UCAGUCAAGAUGGCUCCGCUCUCCGUGUUCCGAGUGGCACUUCUGGUGUCGUUUUCAGUGUUUCUCACUGUUGUUUUGGGUUUGGGACUGCCUGCUCUGCUGAACGCAGCCAUGAGGAUGUUGGGAUUACCGGAGACAAAUGUCACCGAGUGUAUAGUUAUGCUGUAUUUACUUUUUGUGCUGUACGUGGCGACGCCUCGGAUUCCCAGAGGAUUGGUGGAGGUGAAGGGGAAAGCUGUGUUUGUCACAGGUUGUGACAGUGGAUUUGGUCAUGCACUUGCCAAACAUCUGCACGAGCUUGGCUUCACCGUCUUCGCCGGAUGUCUUCUUAAGGAUAAAGGUGGAGACGGUGCGAAGGAACUGGAGGACUUCAAUUCAGACCGCAUGAAGGUAGUCCAGCUGGAUGUCUGCAGUGAAGAGCAGGUGAACCAGGCAGUGGAAUACAUCAAAGACAAUCUGUCUGACUCAGAAAGAGGUCUGUGGGCCGUGGUCAACAACGCUGGCGUGUCAACGUUUGGAGAAGUAGAGUUUACUUCCAUGGACACCUACAAGCAGGUCUCAGAAGUCAACCUGUGGGGAACUAUCCGAGUCACCAAGGCUGUUCUGCCCUUAAUCCGCCGGGCCAAAGGCCGUGUUGUGAACCUGGCCAGCAUGUACGGGAGGAUGGGAAACAUCAUGCGCUCGCCUUACUGCGUAUCUAAAUACGGCGUGGAAGCGUUUUCUGAUUGCCUUCGCUAUGAGAUGAAGACCUGGGGAGUAAAAGUAUCCAUAGUGGAACCAGGUAACUUCAUCGUGGCCACCGGCAUCCUAACCCGUGACAUUGUGGCGAGCACGGCGAAUAAGCUGUGGAGUGAGGCGCCCUCGCACGUGAAGGAGGACUACGGGAAAACCCACUUCGAGCAACACAUGGCUCUGAUGCGCAGCUACUGCAACAGCGGCCAGAAGGAUGUGGCUCCUGUUCUGGAUGACAUCACCGACGCCAUCAUGUCCAAACGCCCUUAUGCUCGAUACAACCCCAUGGAGCCGCACUGGUGGAUCAGAAUGCAGCUGAUGACCCAUCUUCCCGGCGCUAUAUCCGACUUCCUCUACUUUUAAAUGAGAAGCUGUCCCUGUACCAGCUCCCUCCGUUCCACCACCUCCCGCCUCCAAUGACAGAUAUCAGCAUAUUCUUCAACUAUGUAGCACUACGCAGAUCUACAAACUUGAGGAGGGGUCUCUGCUGUGCAUUCCUCUGCAGUCAUUCACGGAUCAAGCCUUAAAAUGUAAUGGUUUUUUUUUGACACUGUAAGUGCACUUUGCUUUUUGUAUGUCUGACAAAAAAAACAACAUAAUUUUAUCUCUUCAGAUAUAUUCCCUGAUAAGUAGUAACUACUUUUUGUUGGAUUUCAGCAGGGCUAUGACAUACUCAUGGCUAUAAAUAUGGCAUUGUUCUUGCUUGUUGUGUGUUCAUCUUUAUAUAUAAAAAAAAAAGGUUGUUUUUCCCCUUAUAUACUUUCUUUCCCCCUUCCUGUCUUGUAAUGUUUUGCCUUAUGAGAAUCUUUCGGAGCCCCACUAGCACGAGGACCAAAAGCUGGUUGAGCUCAAGAGAAGGCUCCUGCUGUUCUGUUGUGGCUGACGCCGGAACAAACCAAGGUCAGCUACUGUAAGACCGUGGUGAGAUUUGGCUCGACUCGCCCCCAAAGUUACGUAACAACUAACACAAGCCCACUUUGUCUCACAUUGCGGCACUGAGAUCCUGAGCGGCUGCCGCUCCGACAGUGAGGUCGAUUGAUGUGAUUAAUGGGCGUGCUUGAACACAAACACCUCUUUGGUGUCAUCGUAUUUUAUAUAUAGAAUGAUGUGAAUGAAUAGAGCAUUUUAUUUUGAAAUUACAACAAAUCACAGUAUAAUUAUUUGAAAAAUAAAGUGACCAAAAUGUAAUCGUUGGCUGUUUUGUUGGUGUCGUUCCAGACAGGCCUGGGUGUUGCCAGUAAAUGUAGUUAUACAAAUGGCCACCAAGUGGCAUAUGUGCAUCAUAGAAAACCACCACUGCUGCCUCCAUGCAUUAUUCAUCUGCUGCCUGUCACAUAAUGCGAAUGUCCUAAUUUAAGCUGCAAAAGCACAGUAGUAGUAGUAACAUUUAAACAACUCAUUCUGAGACCGUUCAAACAUGACAGGCAGAAGCAGACAUCACUUUUUGUAUCGUUUAUUACGUCUUUUGAACACUCUAAUAAACUCUUCUAAAUUAUUACACCUGAAGACGAUCUCCCCCCUCCAUAAAAACAGUAUUAAGAGCAUGACAUUUAAAUUUCACAGCACUGCCUUUAUCAUUCCACAGCAUGGAUCUGUUUUCUUCACUCCCUCUCAUACAGAAAAAAAAAAAAAA